AUUUAUAAAAACAAAACAUAGCAGUUUGACUUGCAACGGGUUUUCAUACGUUUCCUGUGUUUCGCGUUUGCCUCUUCUAAAUUCAUUUAAAUAAAAUAUAAGGAGAGCUACUAUCAAAUUGCAUAAUGUUUAUGGUUAAUUGCAACAGAUGCUUUCGGCCAAAAACUGUAGAGAAUCCAAACAGGUUCUUUAUAGCCAAAUGUAGUCACAUCUUUUGCCAAGAAUGCUUGCCAAACAGGCAAUGCCAUGUCUGCAACGCGCUCUACGACGCCAAAGCUAUCGACGCCAAUAUGCCCAAAGCAAUGGCAGAAUAUUUCGAUCGACCGGAGAAAGCAUUUCUUCAAGAAGAGACGAGGAAACUGAAAGGUAUGCUAAGGAUCUAUACACAUCUGGAUGAUAAAUUAGCGCACGAAACGAAGCGAAUUGAGAAAUUGAAAGCUUAUAUAUCAUAUAAAAAGCAAAGUUUCAAAGAGCUGAGUCAAGGCCAUCUGCGUCCGGGCCGGGGCCGUUCAUCAGCGAUUCCAUCAUGCAGAAGAUAUAGAACCCAAAGUGAAAGUAUUAAAUCGCCAACAAUAAGCACCUUAUCUGACGUAACCUUGUCCAGUGGCAAUUGCACAAGAUCUACAGAUUUGAGCAAACACAGUGAUCUAUUUUCUGAUCGUGGUCGACGUGAUUUUACUAUGUAAUCUUCAUAAAAUGAGCGCUUGAAACAUACAUACAUAUGUAUUUACAUAUAUAUGUUU
Rhagoletis zephyria (snowberry fruit fly) is the source of this 743-nucleotide messenger RNA. RefSeq names its product RING finger protein 212B-like. The record is from RefSeq and is a predicted model, not a curated record. Gene Ontology annotation, cellular component: synaptonemal complex. NCBI's taxonomy places the organism in Eukaryota, Metazoa, Arthropoda, Insecta, Diptera, Tephritidae. Gene Ontology annotation, biological process: reciprocal meiotic recombination; homologous chromosome pairing at meiosis; protein sumoylation. Gene Ontology annotation, molecular function: SUMO transferase activity.